Messenger RNA from Drosophila takahashii, 503 nucleotides. RefSeq names its product protein FAM136A. Gene Ontology annotation, cellular component: cytoplasm. The record is from RefSeq and is a predicted model, not a curated record. Lineage: Eukaryota; Metazoa; Arthropoda; Insecta; Diptera; Drosophilidae.
UGAUAUUGAAAAACCAAAAGAAAAUGGACUGCGAUCAACCGAGUUUGGAGGAGCAGCGCGAGCGUGUGGAUAAUGUGAUCGUGACCGCCAUGGAGGAUCUGGAUCGGGAAUAUCUGCGGAAGUUGCAGAUCGAGAUGCACGCCUGUGCGACCGCCUGCUGUGCGGAUGCGGAUGCGAAUGCGGAGGCGGUGGAGCGGUGCGUGGACCGCUGCCAGCUGCCUUUGACCCGAGCCCGCUGCUUUGUGCAGCAGGGCAUCUCCGAGUUCGAGAAUCGCCUGGAGAAGUGCAUCCAGCAGUGCCGUGGAUCCGCCGAUUGCCAUCUGGAGGAAAGGUGCUCCAGCAAUUGCGUGGACAGUCAUGUGGGACUGCUGCCCGAAAUGCUCAGGGCCAUGCGAGAUACCCUGGAAAAGGGUGUUUAAUAGGGUGUUCUUUUCCAACAAACAUCAGAACAUAAAAAUGUUCCUUUAUUUUUAUUAAACCAUUAUUGGCAUAUUAAAAAUUAU